This is a messenger RNA of Phacochoerus africanus (Common warthog), 3350 nucleotides long. It is a transcript of the gene ZC3H3, whose product is annotated as zinc finger CCCH-type containing 3. The transcript is spliced from 12 exons. Gene Ontology annotation, molecular function: metal ion binding. The record is from RefSeq and is a predicted model, not a curated record. Bases 67 to 2949 code for a protein of 960 amino acids. Gene Ontology annotation, cellular component: nucleus. Lineage: Eukaryota; Metazoa; Chordata; Mammalia; Artiodactyla; Suidae.
CCGCAGUGCGCAGUCUCGGUACCGCCUCGCGCUCCGCCCCGCCCGCGGGGAAGCGGUCGCGCGGCGAUGACGUCGCGGGGGCCUGGCCGGGCGUCGCGGACUCCGGAGAUGGAGGAAAAGGAGCAAUUACGGCGGCAGAUCCGCCUCCUGCAGGGUCUGAUCGAUGACUACAAAAACCUCCACGGCCACGCCUCUGCCCCAGGCACCUCUGCGGCUUCCCAGUGGCAGCCGGCCACUUACAACAGCAGCAGGGCCUUCAGUGCUCACGACCCUCGUCCCAGCCGGAGGGGCUUCUCCCCAAGCCAUGGGCCUGCCUGGCGCAAGAAAUACUCCCUCGUGAACCGGCCCCUGGGGUCCUCCUCGGACCUGCCCGGUGACUGUGCCACACAGCCGCCCCUUGGGGCUGGGGGCAGCCAGGGUCCCGCCCCCGAGCAGUACGUCUUGGAGAGGCAGGUCCAGCUCAGUCCAGAUCAGAACAUGGUCAUCAAGAUAAAACCACCACCCAAGCCAGGCUCGGCUAGUGCUGCAGGGGUCCUGCGGGGCUCCCUGGACGAACACGAAGGCCCUUCCUGGAGCCCCCACAGGCCUCAGGAGGGCGGGGGUGAGGCCCCUGGUGGGCAGUGGCAGCCCUCGAGGCCGGGGAGAGCCAAGGGCAGCUGCGGGGCGGAGGACCCGCUUCCAGUCUGCCGGAGGGCGCCCGGCAAGCUGCGCGUGGUCAAGUCAAUGAGCAGCGUGAGUGACAGCCCCUCGGAGCCCCGGCGGACAGUCAGCGAGAGUGCGGUUGUGGCCAAGGCGCGCUUCCUGCCCUCCAGCGCCCCCCAGCGGGGCGGCGCGGCCCCGGGCAGGAAGGUGGGCUCGCACUCUGUGGCCAGCUGUGUCCCGCAGCUCCUUGGGGACGGGCGAGCAAGUGCCGGCCACCCAGAUCAGGCCGCUGCCUCUGGCUUGGUGGCAGGCCCAGCGCGAGCAGCCGCCGGACCGCGGCCGAUGCGGGAGCCGUCACUGCUGGUGACCUGUCGAGCCAGCAAGUUCCGGAAGAACAACUACAAGUGGGUGGCCGCCUCGGCAAAGAGUCCCCGGGCCCCUCGGAAGGCCCUCAGUCCCAGAGCCGUGGCGGAGAACGUGUGCAAGGCCCCCUUCUCCGCAGCAGAACGAGCCGAGAAGCCGCACCUCCGAGCUGACCCAGAUGCCAAGCCCAGGAGGGCGGCGGUGGCGGCAGCCGCCCUGCCCGGGGCCUCCUCCAGCAAGUACAAGUGGAAGGCGUCCAGCCCGUCGGCCUCCUCGGCCUCCUCCUUCCGGUGGCAGUCAGAGGCUGGUGCCAAGGACCGUGCCUCUCAGCCCUCCCCCGCCCCGUCUCGGCCUCCGCCCGGGGCCCGGCCGGCCGGGGGGCCCGGCAGCUCGGAGGUGCUCCUCGGCGAGACCCCGCCCUCGGCUUACAGAGUGAAGAGCCGCACCAAGAUCAUCCGGCGGCGGGCGAGCGCUGGCCUUCCUGGGGACAAGAAGAGCAGCCCCCCGCAUGCCGCUGCUGCCAAGAGUCAGUUCAGCCUGCGGCGGAGGCAGGCGCUGCGGGGGAAGAGCAGCCCCGUUCUGAAGAAGACCCCUGGCCGGGGCCCGCCACAGGUCACCAGGCACCGGCUGUGCAGCCUGCCUCCGAGCCGGGCCCACCUCCCCAGCAAGGAAGCCUCCGGCCUGCACAGCCCGCGGCCCGCACCUGCCAGCAAAGUCAUCCAGACUCGCUACCGCAUUGUCAAGGAGACCCCAGCAUCGCCUCUCAGCACCGCCCCCGGCCCCCCGGCCCUGCCCUCCUGGCGGGCACGACGGCUCUCCCUGUCCAGGUCCCUGGUGCUGAACCGCCCACGUCCGGCCGCGGUGGGUGGGAAAGCCCAGACGGGCUCGCCGCGGUGGCGGAGCAGAGGCUACCGCUGCAUCGGAGGCGUUCUCUACAAGGUGUCGGCCAACAAGCUCUCCAAGACCUCCGGGCGGCCCAGCGGCGACGGGGGCAGCAAGCCCCUCCUGCGCGCAGGCCGACUGGACCCUGCGGGUAGCUGCAGCCGCUCCCUGGCCAGCCGGGCCGUCCAGCGCAGCCUGGCCAUCGUCCGGCAGGCGCGGCAGCGGAGGCGGAAGAGGAAGCAGGAGUACUGCAUGUACUACAACCGCUUUGGUCGGUGCAACCGCGGCCAGCACUGCCCCUACAUCCACGACCCUGAGAAGGUGGCCGUGUGCACCAGGUUUGUCCGGGGCACCUGCAAGAAGACAGACGGGACCUGCCCCUUCUCCCACCACGUCUCCAAGGAGAAGAUGCCCGUGUGCUCCUACUUCCUGAAGGGGAUCUGCAGCAACAGCAACUGUCCCUACAGCCACGUCUACGUGUCCCGCAGAGCAGAGGUCUGCACUGACUUCCUCAAAGGCUACUGCCCGCUGGGUGCAAAGUGCAAGAAGAAGCACACGCUGCUGUGCCCUGACUUCUCCCGCAGGGGCGUCUGCCCCCGGGGCACCCAGUGCCAGCUGCUCCACCGCAACCGGAAGCGCCUCGGCCGGCGGGCAGCCACACCCACAGCCCCAGAGCCCAGGAGCAGGGCUUCCACCAGCCACGGGCCCAGGAAGUCCUCGGGCGCCCAGCGCCCCGCCAGACAGACCACCAGCUCCCCCACUGCCGAGGCUGCAGGCUCGGCCUCCCCCCCCUCCUCCCCGUGGGUGUUGCCUGCGGCCUCUUCCUCCCCCUCCCCCUGCUCCCCCCCCUCCGCCUCCGCCUCCCCCUCCGCCUCCGCCUCCCUGUCCUUGGACCAGGAUGCUGCCUCUGCGGGGAACGGCUCCAGCAGCCUCUCCAAGCUGCCUUCCUUCAUCUCCCUGCAGUCCUCGCCGAGCCCAGGGGGCCAGCCCGGGGCCCGGACCCCCAGGAGCCCCCCCACCAAGGACUCAGGGAAGUCUCUGCACAUCAAACCCCGCCUGUGAGGGCCCAGGGGCCCGGCCCGCGCCUACCUCAGGCCUCGUCCCCGGAGAGGAAGGAGGCUCUGCCCGCCCCACCACCGCCCCAGAGGAGGCACCGCCUGCCCCCGAGCGCCCCCCGGGGGCCGCAGGGCCGUCGCCCUGUCCACCUGGCUCUCAGCUCUGCGUGACCAGUGCCAGGCCUUGCUUCCCUCGGGCUGGGCCCCGCCCGCCUCCCCUCCCCCAAGUCCUCGCUUUGCCCAAGGGGGUGCCGGGCAGGGCUUACCCCCAGACCCAUCCCAGCUGUGGGCGUGGCAGCGGCGAGCAGCGUGCCCCCGGUACCCCCCAGGACUCCCACCCGAGGAAGAGACUGCGGGCAGGCCUCCCCGCGGCCGUUUCCUGUUCAGCAAUAAAGGUUUUGUCCUGUG